Sitodiplosis mosellana (orange wheat blossom midge) is the source of this 3489-nucleotide messenger RNA. RefSeq lists its product as uncharacterized. The record is from RefSeq and is a predicted model, not a curated record. The coding region runs from base 150 to 2222 and encodes 690 amino acids. Lineage: Eukaryota; Metazoa; Arthropoda; Insecta; Diptera; Cecidomyiidae. The transcript has 9 exons.
ACAAACUCAAUUAUUAUCGGCCGUUGAUGAUAUCACUCAAACCGUUGCGAUGGCUAUGAAAAAUUGUCUGCAUCAAAAUCCAUUAGCAUUCGAUGAAUUAGCAUCGAUUGAUGCGGCUCGAAGCCAGCUCAAUUUAACACAUCAAAUCAAUGCACUUUUUGUCAUCACGGGGUCAACGGAUUUUUACGAAACCAUUCAAAAUUGUCAAUUCAACAACUAUUGCUUCCAUUGAAUACAUGUAUUCAUCAACCGAAUUUAUCGAACCAUAUUGUCAUGGUGAAGAGCCAGUUGAUGCGGCAAAUGAUUUAUACGACACUUUAUACGAUUUGGAGCUUUUAUUUGACGAAAAAACCGUAAACGAUACAUCGGAUGCGGCUUCUCCGAUAGGAAACACAUUUAUCAAUCAGCUUAAACAACAAUACAUCAAUAUCGAACAGUUACUUUGGUCUAUAAUAAUUCAAGACAAUCAUUUAAAUGCGGAAAUCGAUGAAAUCGAUUUGCUGGAAUUGGUUCGCGUUAGUCAUGCCAUUUUUUUAAAUGGGAAUUUCCGUGAAAAUGUCAUUGAUUUGAAUUUAUUCGAUGCUCACGAUGAAAUACUUUAUGAAAGCAUUUUGACUAUAAAUCAAUCACUACGAACGGCACAAAAAACCUAUUUAAAUGAUCCAACAAGAUUGGACGAUCCAAAAAAUGAGCUCAACAUCAUGUUAAUAGUUCAAGAUCAGUUAAUAUUGAGAAAAACACUGGACAACAUUUAUGAAUACAUUUCGUCAAACGACGAUUAUAUGCGAAGUAAAGCUCAACUAAAGCAAUGCGAUAAAAAUGUGAUGGUAAUUAAAUCGGCCAACCAAUUGAUUUACGAAUACUAUCACGACAUUUCAACGGCUGAACUAAAGGCAUAUGCACUUGUGCAACUCGCAUACAUGUUCUACACGGUUUACAAUCGAGGCAAUUUCCGUGGUCAAGCGCAGGCACUGAGGACCAAAUAUUUGGAUCGCACGCAUCAUACACAGGAUAUAGUUAGACAUUUGCUCGAGUACUCAAAGCGUGACAUUUGGCGAUGCGAUCCGAACCAUUACUCUGUUGGCACAUACGAAGAAGUGACAAACUUCUUAGUCGGGUAUUUCGACAACGAGGUAAACCUCAAUCCCGAUGGAACAUGUCAAAACACUUGUGAAGAUUACAGAGUUACGAAAAAUUACCAAUGUUACGAUGGUACUUACUGUGGACUAAAGCGAGAGGGUGCCGAACGAGAUAGAGCCAUUUGUAAGGGAGAUAUCGUCGACUGUCAAUUCCUUGGUUCGGAUUUAAACAUUUGCUCCACGCCAAAUCAAGCCUCGAGAAGAUAUGAUGUUCUUUACUACGAUAAUGGUAAUGUAUUGGGCCGGAAUGGAACGCAAAUAUUCGAAAAAUGUGCAGAUGAAUCGACGCGGGUACAGUCAUGGAUAAGAUGGGUGGUGAAAUGUACCAAUUGCUUCUGUCUGUGUGACGAUCAAAAACAUUCGGAGAGGCAUUUCAGUUUGCGCGACGUCGUGUCUGAUAUUUACAAAAACCGAGUUGUAUCAGCUUUAGCUUUUCGAAAGUUCCAGGGAGUUUUUCAUUUGAUGAUUGUUGAACGUGAACUCAAACCGUAUGCAGCAUUGAACGUAACCAACCCUACAUGGCAUAUGUGGAGCAAAGUAGACUACUUCCACAUCCAUGAUGCACUUGUACGUGAAGGAAUCGACUACCACACGAUGACCUGGGAAAAUCGAUCAAUUAAUUUGGACACAGUUGAAGUACCUAGUGGAAAAGUGGUAACGGGCUGUCGAUUCCGUGUUGUUAAUGGUGUAAUCACCUUACAAGUACGCGCGACUGACUUUGAUUUCAUUUCGGGACGAUUAAAAAAUCUGGAAAGUAGUUUUUGGUAUGUGAGCGAAGCCAAAGAACGUACACAAAUCCCAUUGGAUAAUCUUGAUGUUCCAACACUAACGCCUGAGAAAUCGAUACCAAACAUACUAAAGGAUCGUUACAUAACCUUUGGUCCCACCGAUAAAUUUAAGGACUUAUCCCAAACAACAAUUCCAUUCAUAGAUUCACAGUUAGUUGAAUCUCACAAUCCGAUGCCACUGAGUGGCGUUGGUUUAUACUACAAGACAUUCCCUGGUUAUGGUGGAUUCAUUGCGCCCAAAAUUUUGAACUACAAUUUUGGGCCACACAUUGGCGCUUUGAGUUCGUCCACUUGAAAUCAAAUCAAUUGACCAGAAAACAAUUACACAACAUACACAAAAACAGACCAUUUCAACAUAUAAUUAGCCCAAAUAUAUUGUAAUUAGUUUCGAAAAUAAACAGAUAUUGCAUUUUCGUUUUUACGUACUUUUUAAUUUAGGUAAUUAACUCGAACUAUUUUUUUUUCUAUAUUUAGUCAUUUCCAUUUUGAUAGGGUGUAUAAGCUAAAUUGUUUUGGUUUUUGGUCCAACCAAUUUUCGAAUAAAAUUCCAGAGAAAUGAUUUUCGUGAUUUUUCGCAAAGAAAUAAUAAACAAUUGGAAAUGAUUUCGGAUUGGGAGAGAUUAUUUGAAUGGCCCCAAAUGAAAUGAAUAAGUAGAGCCAAAGCUCGACAAUCGAACAUUGUAUCUGUAUUAAGUCAUAUAGAAUAACAUAAAUAAAAGAAUGUAAGGAGUAGGAGAAAACACCGUUUAUGCAUAUUUAAUACUAUUUCGAAUAUUUUCUCUUUUUCUCUCUCUUUUUCUAUAGUACAUAUUUGUCAUCGUUUGCGUUAUUGCGUGCAACAAUUACAAGUUGCAAAUCAUAAUAUGGCUUAAGUUGCACGUGAUUCAAAACCUAAACUAGAGUGUACCCCAAUAGAAAUAGAAUCGACCGAACAGGUGAAUUGAUGUUUUUUUUCCAUUUUAUUCAAGACUGUUCGCUACCAUUCAACCUAUUCAAACUCAAAUAUUUGAGUGUAUUGAUCAAAAGGAUAAUUACGACCAGCUUAUUUCAGACACAUUUACAUUUCAGCAUACAUGGACUAUGUAAUUUUUUCUCUGCUGGUUCUGUAUUUGUUUUGCAAUAAAAAAUAAUGGCUGCGCCGCAGACAAAACAUAAUCGCUAUUCGGUUAGUUAAAAUAUGGGGAAUGAAAAGAAUGAAGCGAAAUUGAGUUUUAAUAUUGAAUUCGGUGUAAAACGGCAACAGUGUUGUUUGCGGUAAAGCAAUGAAAUUGAUGGGCGCGCGUAAAUCAAAAACCAAACUCAAUUUAUCGUUGCAAUUUGUUAAAAGUGAAAUGGAACGGAAAAUCAGCAGUCGCAGUUGAUAACCGAUAUUAAUUUGAUAUUUACGCUUCAUGUGGAGCAGCAAUUCAAACAACAGGCACGCUCACCCUUCUCUUGUGCCUCGGUGUGAUGCAUUUUAUGGCUCGUAUGUGCUCAUAUUACCGAGAAUCAAUUAAAUCAAUUAAAAGUCUGGCGCAAAUAGAAAAUGCAAUUUAUUUCACAAAUUUUUAACGUUCCACAAA